ACGGCUUCAGCUGGGUUCCUCUGCAGGGGACAUGUAUGGUUGUGUUGAAGGCAAGCGGUGCUGGGCUGGGGUUUAUGUGGACAUGGCAACAAACGAGAUAUGGCAUCUCGAAACCGGGGGGCGCGUGUAUCUCUCUCCUGGCACCGCUGCAGCUGACCCUCUACGCGGGUGCUUGAGGUGGUGGGCGGAGGAAGACCUACUGCACACGGCCGAUUGCAAUGAGAAGGUUUUCAGUCGGGUGGACGUGGUCAGUAAAAUGCGGCGCGAUCCAGCACGAGCUGGAACACUUGCUGGGUUUACUGCGGAAGUCAGCUCAACAAUCGAUGCAGUGCGCGGAGAUGGUUCUGCACCCGCCAACUCAGGUGGCAUCGGCAAAAUACGUCUCGUUCGCGACCCUUUCGGGUUUGUGUUUCCCGGCUGUAUGUACGUGCUGUCAAUGCAGUCAGGAUCAUCGAGCAAGAUGGCGAACAGCGACGGUGUUUCUGUGGUACUCAAUCGGGAUGGAACAGUCACAAGUACUGCUGGUGGAGAGCGCGUUGCCAGGUGGCUUUUUCCUCGGAAAAAGUCUCUCGCCGGCACGAACGAUGAGUCGUGGGCUUCGGGGAAUCAAGUGCUGCUUCGGUUCAACACCGAUUUUCUUCAGGUCGGACUUCCCGCCACAGCUUGGGAGGUUGGAGGAAGUCGCGACGUAAGACUUUCAUCGUCAGAUGGCGGGAGGACGUGGCUACCGGUAUCAGAGUGCAACAGCCAAUUCAAGCUGGAAAAGGACUGUGAUGUUGACUCCAGAAUUAUCCUUUCGCUGGUGGCGCCGUUGACCUUGUCAAUGUUUCCUCUCACCGCCGCGGUUUCGCCCUUAGUACGCUACCUGAAUGGAGACAAUAACUUCAACCAGGAAAUGGCGCCGCCGAUAGCUACCCUCAGGAACAAUUUGCAACCUCUGGUGGAGGUCUUCGAAAUUCAGCCAAUCCGUCUAGACGGUGACCAUGGUGGUGCACCGAAGAAUAUUGAAGCUAUCAUCGUAAUUUCAAGAGCGGUGCCGCGACCGACGAAAGGAGAAGGCGAUCUCUCAUGCGUGAUCAACGGCGUUCAAACGCGAGCAGUUUGGCUGUCUUGGGGCAUGGUGUUGUGCAGUACUGCACGUGUCAAGGCAAAAGAGGCAACCGUAUACAUCACCUUUGAAGACAAGCGUUUCAGCAUGGACUUUUCCUUCCUUCAUGCACCUGCGCCCCGCCAUCUUCGUGUGGGAUGGCCAGCUACGGAAUCGUUCGGUGCAUUGACGCGCGGAUUUUCUCAAAAGGCCGUUGGACUUGAACAUGCUGCCGAGAUUGGUGUGUCAGACGGUUUCGGCGAGGGACCGUUGGAGACGGAGUUGGUCCUGUGCACCAUGUUCAAAAACGAGGCGACGUACUUGGAAGAGUGGCUGCAAUAUCAUCAGCUGCUUGGAGUUUCGCGGGUGUACCUCUACGACAAUGGCUCCUCAGACAGGUCAAGGGAUCUUCUUAGAAAAUUCGAGCGGUCAAAAUUUGUCCAGGUUCGCGAUUGGCCCUACGAUGGAGCGCAAACUGAGGCUUUGAACGACUGUCUAUGUCGCUUUCGACAUACGGCAAGGUGGAUGUCAUUCAUCGAUGUUGACGAAUUUAUCGACCCUGCGCCAGGCCUGCCACUCAGGAGAAAAAUGGAUUCCGUGGAAGGAAAUCUCCGCCAGUUGGACGCUCAUCGAUUCGAGUUCGUUGAUGGCUAUAUGUCGGCACGACGAAAACGAUUGCGACACCUUUUGGAGCAAUCGAUACCGAGGCGACAUACACAUUGCAUGGCGUGGGUCAACUACUGUUCUCGCGGACAAGUGUCGAAGCCGCCAGGUGGAAUAAUUGAGAAUUACCAUGAAAUUGAGGAUAUGGGAGAGCCGAAGAUCCAUAUGCAAAAACCGCUUUUCAGGGCGUUGGAAUCACUCACACUUCGGAAGAUUGGACCGCACUUCUUGCUGUACGCCACAGAAGAUGUCACCCUGCAGUACCGAAGAAACUUGAGCUGUCCGUAUGAAUGGCUGGAUCCCGAUGCAUUCCGUAUUCGACACUACCGCAGCAAGUCGUUGGAGGAGUACGUGCAAAGGAGGACCGGUGCAGACUCGGCGUACCGUAACAAGCGAUACACGAAGGAACAACUGGCGUUGGAGUGGCAGGAGACUAAUGCCCAGUGCGGAAACGACCGUGGUUGAAGACUGAGGCAUCGGAGUUGCCCAUAGUGAUGUGCUCUUUCACGAAGAAUUCAACGCGAUUUGAUUUCCAUAACUGUGCCUUCACCCACGUGGAUUGGCCAGAGUGGAACUUCAACUUGUUUGUCCAAGAGGCAUGCAUCAUGCACCAUACGCUUACUACGAGGACACCAGUUUUUUGUGCGAAUCAUGGUAGUAUUUUGUUUGGAGCGGCCCAUAGGGGUGCUUUUGGUUUUCCAAAAAAUGUUUGAAGGGAUCGUGAUGUACCUGUAGCGCUAAAAAAAAAAUAAUGGCAGAGGGGGCGUGAAAAAAUGGACCAUGCGUGUCUGUCUGUCUGUCACUAGCCUCGAUCAUUACCCAGCAGACUGGAGGCUAUUUUACCGUGUAGGCACCAAAUUGCAUUCCAAGACUUGUGCCCAACUUGUCCCAAUAGCUUCCCGCUCAAUCCGUGCUCAGCGCAUUUAGGUACGAACGCAUUGACGUGUGCGGAACAUAUGUAUGUGUCGGACUCACGCGUCCCCGAGACCGAGGGGGAGACGUUGUUGUGUCGAACCAGGUUAUUCUCUUCGCCUGCCGCUGCUGGUAACCGGCUGGUAAAAUGUCAUCGCAGAGAGAUGGGCAAGGGUGAAGGGAGACAGACUCCAGCAGGGAGGAGGGAGACGGGAGGGUGUGACCAAUAUAACACUGCCGCUGCUGCUUAGCUAACGGCGGCAGCGAGAGGUGGGGAGAAACGCUUGCCAUUGGUUGGUUGGUUGUUUCACUAUCUCGAACGAGAGAGGUACACACACACAAGCUGAAGUAAGGCAAACCACUAUGCGGGAACUUUCA
Ectocarpus sp. CCAP 1310/34 is the source of this 3040-nucleotide messenger RNA. The record is from the annotation of a GenBank genome assembly. Lineage: Eukaryota; Phaeophyceae; Ectocarpales; Ectocarpaceae.